GCUGACCUGGCCACGCCUUUUUUACCUGGAGAGUAACGCUGCCUUACAGGAAGUGGAGAAGCUGUCCACGUAUACCGAUGUUUGCCUAAACGUGACGCAGGAAUGUCCCAGCUUUGGAUAAGAAGCAAUGAACAGAUCUCCACUGAUCACAGCCACAGAGCUACACUGUAGAGCAGCAUGUCCCCAGCAGCCAGAGCCUGUCUACAGAUCUCACUCCUUCCGUUCAUCGUCUUCGCUGUAUCAGGUGCCCUGAAGCUGACCGUCACUCCGGACACAGGCACCACUCUCAUCAUCAGCAGUGCUAAGGUCAAAGGUUGCAAAGUGUGCAGGGACGCAGUACCACUAUCACAACAAUGUGGUACAUCUCUAACAUUAAAAGAGUCCACUUCUGUCUCAGUGGUGUUUGAUUGCCUUACACCUCAAGAUGUAUUCACUGUGGAGAUUAUGCGAAAUAUCGAAUGCACCGCAAACUCGUGCAGCGGCCACAUCAUUCAGGCGGAUUCCUGGGCUCGUCCUUUCCUGGGUUUCAACCGCAAAUUCACCUGGAACAUUAGGGCUUCAGAGCCAAAUGUGCUCAAAAUAGACUUCACCACGACAGGUCUGAGACAGAUUGAUCCAUCUCAGAGAUGUCCUGACAGACACAGCUACACUCUCCAGGCCUUCCAGGCUACAGGGAACGUGACCUUAGGGAAAUACUGCAGUAUGGGCACUAUCAGUAGUGCUCAGAUACAGAAUGUGGGCAGCCUUUCUCUGGACGUCCCAGCAGGGCAGGAGCUCAAAAAGAGACAGUUUAAUGUGUCUGUCGGGGAGGAAAUCAAGACCUUUGCUAAAAUUACACUGAUGCACCCAAGUGGGAGCUCAUCCUCAGAGCUGCUUACUGCAAACUACCCAUACAGUUUUCCUGACGACGAUGUGAUGGAGUGGCAUUUUGAAGUGCCAGACAAACACAAAACUUCUGUUCAGUUCUCAAACAUUACAGAGCCGCUUUGUCUGAAGAAGGAGACAGCAGUGGAGUACCACACGAAAAAGAGGGCAGCGUUGCUGCUGAGUUUGACGGAGCCCCAGUUGGACGGGAUCAGGGGGAACUUUUCCCUGCUGUUGAGGAACUGUGAGAUGGACAGAAGAAGACCUGGUUCUCCUGGACUUUUGCUGUGUAAAGUGGAUAUGAGUGAACUGGAGAGCCAUUCCCUUCAGAUUGAGAAUUUAAGACCGGCCUUUGGUUGUGAGAUGAAAAUAAACUCUGUGAAGAAGGAGAAGAUCACAGUCACAUCCAACAGUUACCUGUCUUUCCAGGACUGCUCGUCUGAUGAUGUACAAGUCACUGCCGUGAGAGUCAUAGAGUGUCAUCAACUCAAAGACUGCCCGAAGACUCCAGUCCGCCUCUCGGUGCCCGUGCUCCCGAGCUGUCUCCCCUUCCCUCUGAGCAGUGUGACCUGGAAUCUCCAAGCUCCUCUGUAUGGCACGGUGGAGCUGACCUCUCCCAAUAGGCCCCUCAAGCAGUCCCUGCCUGGGCAGCCAUGCAAUGACAGCAUCAUUAUCAAAGUGGCUGAAAAGGAUGGCAUGGCCAUUGGACACUUCUGCCCUCAGGGACCCAUAGAGAAGGUCCAAAUCCACAACUAUACGUCUGUCACCGUGUCCAGCGCGGAGGGUAAAGAGCUGAAGAUGUCUUUCAAGCAUGUACUGAAUGCCAGUUUCAAAGCGGCGAUAUCAGAAAGAUACCUGUUCACUGUAUCUUCAAAAAAAGACACCCCUGUCCUUUUGGCUACUCCUCCAGUCCCCCCAAACAUGGAGGCUCACCUGGUGUUUGCCAACCUCAGCCAGCCAAAGUGCCACAACCACCACACGGACAUCAGCGUGAAGAAGGUGAACCACGUGAAGUUAGACCACAUACACAGGGGGGAUGAGGAGGCCAAGAGUGAGCUCAUUGUCUCUGAGAGUUUCUACCUCAACAUGUCCAACUGUAAUCCCAAAAGAGGACACUUCAGUGUCAUCACCAAGAUCACCCUGCAGAAUAAGAACAACAACCUGCUGACUAUAAUCCUGAGUGUGGUGGCUGCUGUCGUGGUCAUUGUUGUUAUCGUGCUGGUCUGUGUGGUGAUGAAAAAGAAGAAGAAGAAGAACAGGAAGAAGAAGCCGAAUUAUCAGGUCUCCAUCUACAAUUCAAAUGGUACCAACUUCCCUAAAACACGUGACCAGAAUGAAUCCCAUGUGUACGCCUCUAUCGAGGACACGCAGGUCUACACCCACCUGGUGACACAGGAUGCAGACGCCCACAUCUAUGGAGAGUUUAACACGUCGCCUGUCGCUGGACACACAGACUCACAGAAACCAGUGGUCCCGAAAGACACUGAUGCUGACGACAUGACGGUCGGGGUUUAUAUCCCUUUUCGAUUCUCAUCUCAACAGGCUCCUCCACUUCCCAGCAGGCCUCAGAGCCAGCUCGUGGUCGACACUGAGAUUUACCAGGCUGAAGAGCAAUGUGAGGAGGAACAUUCUCCAAACUUGGGACCACAGCUGUAGCUAGAGGAAGAGUACUGAGGAGGAAACUGGAUUCAGCUUUCUGCUUUUCACUUGACUUACUUGAACUAUGAGAUGUUCAUUCCCUGGCAUCUGUGUGAUUAACUGCUGUUCAGCCGUACAAGAAGCUUUGUUUUCUUCUUUAUCAUCCCCUUUAUACCAGUUUUUAUACCCCUAGAGAUCUUGUGUUGCUUUUAGGCAAUGCAUGUCUUUCAUUUGAGAUGUAUGGUGUGUGUAGCUUUUAUACAUAUUAUGGAUGUUUGCACAGGAGCAAAUUUGUGUUUAUUUUCAUGAGAUCUUCUGUUUUUAUCACUGACUAGAGAGGACUCUGCUGCUGUUGCAAUACAUUGCAUUUUUAUAGCAUCAUCAGAACAUUGCAGUGGAUUGCAACAGCAGGGUAUGCUCAUGGAGUUGCCUCUCUGAAUGUAUUAUCACACUGCUUUUGCCCAUGCUAUGAAGAAUUCUAGAUAUCAUUCCACUAUAACUGUGCCUUGCAGAGAAGUCCACACUCUGUUUAGCAUCUCUGAGUUGUAUUGUGACAUUUGUGGUCCUGACUGGCAUAAAUAAAAACUAGUUGUUUUGAA
Molecule: messenger RNA, 3101 nt
Organism: Monopterus albus (swamp eel)
Lineage: Eukaryota; Metazoa; Chordata; Actinopteri; Synbranchiformes; Synbranchidae
Product: CUB domain-containing protein 1
Exons: 9
Coding region: 178-2520 (780 amino acids)
Source: RefSeq, a predicted model, not a curated record